AUGGAUGAAUUGGAACGCCUAUCGUUGGUUUCGAAAGUCUGCUCGGAACUGGAUAAUCAUUUCGGUAUCAAGGACAAGGAUGUAGCGGAGUUCAUCAUUGAACUGGCAACUAUAAACAACACAUUUGAAAAAUUCAAGAGAGCGCUUGACGAGCAAGGCUUGGGAGAGCAAUUCGAUGAUUCUUUGAUAGCUAAUUUGUUGCGCCUUAUUCAACAUAUGUUGCCGAAGAAGAAAGGUCGACAAAAUGGAACAAAUUCAUCUCAUAAAAUCACAUUAAUAUCGGAUGCUAAAGAAGAAAUAAAGGCAAGGUUACCGGCGCUUGCAAUGCCAAAUAGCAAUGCUGACGACAUGCUAAGUCAAUUGGAAAAUCUCGUUCCAAAAUGGAAGGAAGCAAAGAAAGAAGAGAUAACUGAAGAGGAAAGUUCGAAGAUUACCUCGUCCAGAUCUCCUCAACGAAAAAAGAAGUCGGAUAAAAGUAGGUCAAGAAAAAGUAGGAGCUACAGUCGCAGCCGAAGCAGGAGCAGAGAUGCAGAUCGGAGUAGGGGCAGAAGAAAAAACGGUCGUUCUCGCUCGAGGUCUAGAUCGACUUCGCGGCGCAGAAGACAUAGAGACGAUAGGGAUAGAAGGGAACGUGACUCGCAUGGUGAACGGAAUCAGGAUCGUGACCGUAGAGAUCGAGACAAUACGAGAAGGUCUAGCAAAGGACAUGAAAGGAACACACGCGAAAGACUUAAGGCGGAUCUACCGGAUAAUGCUGAAAUUGGUCAUAUUUAUAAUGGUACCGUUGUCAGCAUUCAGUCGUUUGGAGCAUUCAUACAGCUAGAAGGGAUAAGACAGCACGUACAAGGAUUGUGUCAUAUUUCACAAAUGAAGAAUGAAAGAGUGAAUGCUGUCGCAGAUGUGCUGAGCAGAGGUCAACGUGUUAAAGUGAAGGUGCUGAAAAUCGAAGGAAACAAAGUUUCUCUUUCAUUGAAAGAAGUUGAUCAAUCAACAGGAGAGGAUCUUAAUCCUGUAGAAGCUCCGUUAGCAGCAGAUGCCGUUGGUGUGAGCAAUCUGCGAAAUCCUGAGGCUCCAUGGACCAACCCUGAAGUUUCGGGUCUUUCAAACGCUGUGGCUCCAACCACAAGUGGGAAAAGCCGUGUUCGUAUGUCAACCCCGGAAAGAUGGGAAUGGCAACAAAUGGUUGGAGCUGGCGUGGUUACCAAUCUAGACCGCCCUGAUUUUGACGAAGAUUCUGGUGUUUUAAGAGCAGAUGAAGAAGAAAGCGAUGGUGAGGAUUAUGAGGUUGAGCUCGUUGAAGAAGAGCCUGAAUUUUUGCGUGGAUAUGGCAAAGGCAAUCAGGAAAUUGAGCCUGUGAAAGUAGUGAAGAAUCCCGAUGGAAGUAUGGCACAAGCGGCUCUAAUGCAGAGUGCUUUAUCAAAAGAGCGGCGAGAGGCAAAGAUACAAGCACAGAGGGAAAAAGAUGGUGAUCGAAACACGGGUUUACGAUCUACUAGCUCUAGGAUUCUGGAUCCUAUGCAAGAGCGCGAAAUUGACAGUGACGAUGCUAGGGGAUCCAUGAAGAGAGAUAAAGACAUGCCAGAUUGGAUGAAACACGUUACAGCCGGAGGUAAGGCGACAUAUGGAAAACGUACAAAUUUGAGCAUAAAGGAGCAACGAGAGUCCUUGCCUAUAUUCUCAUUGAAAAAGGCAUUAAUUCAGGCUAUGAUUGACAACCAAAUCCUUGUUGUAAUUGGUGAAACUGGUUCUGGUAAAACUACUCAGAUUACCCAGUACGCUGUUGAAGCUGGCUUCACUCGAAAGGGCAAAAUUGGCUGUACCCAACCAAGACGUGUCGCUGCCAUGUCUGUGGCGAAGCGUGUGGCUGAAGAAUUCGGUGCCAAACUUGGUCAGGAAGUCGGAUACACCAUUCGAUUUGAAGAUUGCACGAGCCAAGAUACUAUCAUAAAAUACAUGACUGACGGUAUGCUUCUGCGCGAGUGUUUGGUGGAUCCCGAUCUUAUGUCGUACUCCCUUAUAAUGUUGGAUGAAGCUCACGAAAGAACUAUCAAUACCGAUGUACUUUUCGGUUUGUUGAAGGCAGCCGCGAAAAAACGCCCGGAUCUCAAACUUAUUAUAACGAGUGCAACAUUGGAUGCGGUUAAGUUCUCGGAAUACUUUUUGGAGGCUCCUAUCUUUACUAUUCCCGGUCGGACCUUCCCAGUUGAAAUUCUGUACACAAGAGAACCAGAAACUGAUUACCUGGAUGCUGCGCACAUAACGGUCAUGCAAAUUCAUCUAACGGAACCUCCUGGGGACAUACUUGUUUUCCUUACAGGACAGGAAGAAAUCGACACAUCUUGUGAGGUCUUAUAUGAACGUAUGAAGGCACUCGGACCUGAUGUUCCUGAGCUGCUCAUUUUGCCUGUUUAUGGAGCUUUGCCGUCUGAAAUGCAGACUCGUAUCUUUGAUCCAGCUCCUCCAGGAAAACGAAAAGUUGUUAUUGCUACCAAUAUCGCGGAGACAUCUCUAACUAUCGACGGUAUAUACUUCGUAGUCGAUCCAGGUUUCGUGAAGCAGAAAAUCUACAAUCCGAAAAGUGGAAUGGAUUCUUUGGUGGUCACACCAAUCAGUCAGGCUGCUGCGAAACAGCGUGCUGGACGUGCAGGAAGGACAGGACCCGGCAAAUGUUAUCGACUUUAUACGGAACGAGCUUAUAGAGAUGAAAUGCUGCCAACGCCCGUUCCUGAGAUUCAGCGUACUAAUCUUGCUUCUACAUUGCUCUCUUUGAAAGCCAUGGGGAUCAACAAUCUUAUCGAUUUCGAUUUCAUGGAUGCUCCUCCUUUAGACUCCAUGAUUACAGCGCUUCAUCAAUUGCACACUCUAUCCGCACUAGACGGGGACGGCUUGUUGACAAAGCUUGGUCGUCGAAUGGCAGAGUUCCCAUUGGAGCCCUCCUUGGCAAAGCUACUCAUUAUGUCAGUUGAGCUAGGAUGCUCUGAUGAAGUGCUGACUAUCGUGUCAAUGCUCUCCGUGCAAAAUGUCUUUUACCGCCCAAAGGAAAAGCAAGAGCAGGCGGAUCAGAAAAAGGCGAAAUUCCACCAGCCUGAGGGUGACCAUAUGACACUCCUAGCUGUGUACAAUUCGUGGAAGCACCAUCACUUCAGUCAGCCCUGGUGCUUCGAGAAUUACGUUCAAAUAAGGACUCUUAAACGUGCACAGGACAUUCGGAAACAGUUGCUUGGUAUCAUGGAUCGCCACAAACUGGAUCUAGUGAGCUGUGGUCGGGACGUACAGCGAAUUCAGAAAGCAAUCUGUUCUGGUUUCUUCAAGAAUGCAGCAAAGCGAGAUCCACAGGAGGGCUAUCGAACACUUGUAGAUGGACAAAACGUUUUCAUUCACCCAUCGUCUGCACUCUUCCAAAAUCAACCAGAAUGGGUUGUGUACCAUGAACUUGUAAUGACGACUAAAGAAUACAUGCGAGAGGUCACUGCAAUCGAUCCACGAUGGCUUGUUGAAUUUGCACCGUCAUUUUUCAAGAUGGGGGAUUCAACGAAAUUAUCAGCUUUCAAAAAGAACCAAAAGAUCGAUCCUCUUUUCGACAAAUAUGCAGAUGCCAACGCAUGGCGUAUCACACGCGUCAAAAAGAAGAUUUACAAUCCAAACAGAUAA
Molecule: messenger RNA, 3651 nt
Organism: Haemonchus placei
Lineage: Eukaryota; Metazoa; Nematoda; Chromadorea; Rhabditida; Trichostrongylidae
Source: the annotation of a GenBank genome assembly